Messenger RNA from Megalops cyprinoides (Indo-Pacific tarpon), 2206 nucleotides. RefSeq names its product zinc transporter ZIP3-like. Lineage: Eukaryota; Metazoa; Chordata; Actinopteri; Elopiformes; Megalopidae. The coding region runs from base 252 to 1196 and encodes 314 amino acids. Gene Ontology annotation, molecular function: zinc ion transmembrane transporter activity. The transcript is spliced from 3 exons. Gene Ontology annotation, biological process: zinc ion transmembrane transport. Gene Ontology annotation, cellular component: plasma membrane. The record is from RefSeq and is a predicted model, not a curated record.
GAAGGAGGAAAGGGGAGAAAGGUGAAUCUUUAAUUAGUUAACAAAAACAUUGAUAUGAGGAAGGAUGCGUCUGCAUGGCUGAGGCCAGAGCUGGGAUGUUUCCUGAAGCCCUGCUUGGGAGUGGUUGCCCUCUCUUCUCCCCUUUGUGAUCCAGUGUAGAGAGAGGGAGAGAGUCUUCAGCAUACUGGCUUCGUUGUUCUAGUGGCUCAGCUCAUCCCUUUUCAGCUGGUGAAGUCCGCUCUCUUGUCAGCAUGGAGAUUGUUGUGGCCAAAGUGCUUUGCCUGCUGGGAGUUUUUGUUCUCAUGCUGGCUGGUAUCCUCGUCCCAGUGCGGGUCAUGCAGGUGGACUAUGAGAAAGCCCAAAGAUACCGGAAGAUUCUAGCCCUCUCCAAUUCUUUUGGUGGGGGCGUCUUUCUUGCCACAUGCUUCAAUGCUCUUCUGCCUGCUGUAAGAGAUAAGGUGGAGGAUGUCCUGAAGCUAGUGAAGAUUCAGACAAACUACCCUCUGGCAGAGACUAUGAUGAUGCUGGGGUUUUUUCUGACAGUAUUUGUGGAGCAGGCAGUGCUGACUUUCCGCAAAGAGAAGCCAUCCUUUAUCGACCUGGAGACCUUCAAUGCAGGGGGCUCAGAAGCUGGGAGCGACUCUGAGUAUGACACUCCUUUCAUUGCACCCCCCCGGGGUUCGGCCGGAGGGCACCACCACUCCCAUCAUCAUGGGCACCUCAGCCCCUCCGAUUUGGCACGGGCGGGACCGUUGCGUCUUGCCAGCUUGGUCCUGGCCCUGUCUGCCCACUCUGUUUUUGAGGGGCUGGCUCUGGGGCUGCAGGAGGAUGGGGCUAAACUGGGAAGCCUCUUUAUUGGGGUGGCAAUCCACGAAACCCUGGCAGCUGUGGCAUUAGGGAUCAAUGUGGCCAAAGCUAGCUUGCCUAUGCGGGAUGCCAGCAAGCUGGGCAUCACUGUGAGCCUCAUGAUCCCUCUGGGUAUUGGACUGGGAAUGGGCAUUGAGAGUGCCCAAAACCUGGCCGGCAGUAUCAUCUCUGUGGUGCUCCAAGGAUUAGCUGCAGGCACAUUCCUCUUUGUCACUUUCUUUGAAAUCCUGUCUCGUGAGCUUGAGGACAAGCAUGACCGGCUGCUCAAGGUGCUGUUCCUCAUCUUAGGGUAUGGUGUGCUAGCCGGCCUCGUUUUCAUUAAGUGGUGAAGGUCAGGGGGAAAGAUCAGAAAAGGAUAUGAUAUCCCUAAAUUUACUAACAUAAUUGUCAAUACAGAUAACCACAGUGCACCAACAUGGCUGUGAGUACACCAGCAUUACCAAAGGCCAAGUUUGAAACCCUUCUCUCAGUGGAUCUUGUCUCCCUGUCAGUUGCUAGUGAAGAUACUGCAGACCCUUUUGGAUGUGUGGAUCUACUGAAUUAAGGACUCACCCCUUGAUGCUACCUUUUUGCGCUCAUCAGUUAUAUGGUGAAGAGCCAUAGAAAUUAUUCUGUUAGCUUAACACCGCAUGAUAUUUUAAUACAGAAUAAGGUUGAUGAGUAAGGGUAUUCCAUGUUUGUUGAGGAAGGGGGGGCAUGAAGGCAUUACUGAAGACUGAAUUGCUCAUAACCUUUUCUUGUAAAAAUAAUUUGUAUAUAUUUAAAUCAAGUGUCAAGGUCAUCAGUAGAGGUCCGUUGUAGAUGGUUUCUGUAUUAUUUAAUUACUUGUGGUGGUAGCUUGAAAAGAAAAUUGUAAACUGCUGUAUUCAUUUGGAAAAUGCAGAGAAGUAUAUCAAGGAGAAUAAUGAAAAUUAUAUACACAUCUGUACUGUAAAUAUUUGUAUGUGUUAUGUAUUACAAAGGUAACCUUACUGUUCUGUACCUGACUUGCUGCUGUGAGAUGAGAUGGAGCAAGUAUCUCUUUUGACUCUCUGUUGAUAUGAAAAUAUUCUCCCCUCCUUCAUUAGCAUUCACGCAAAAAUGUUUUAAGCACCUGUGUUACUGUCAUUGAGAUUCCUUGAAUUGGAGACAUUUUGCCUUGCUGAAUGUAAAACUCUGUAUUUAUUUUUUAUUUUUAGAAAGAGCAGAGUCAUGUAAAAUUAAUUGUAUGCACAUCUAUGAUCUGACUGUUUGAGUAAUGACUCUGAGCCCAGGGUAGGCCUGAAAUGCUACAUUUUUUUGUACAAAUAUUCCCCAGAAAUACAGGUUUCACGCCACAUUCCAAAGUCAGUCAGCUACU